GAAACAUCAAGAAACAUUUCUAUUUUAGUAGACACUCUUAUCCAGAGCGACUAAGGUUAAGUUGCUUGCCCAGGGGCACAUCGACAGCUUCUUCAACUAGUCGGCUCUGGGAUUUCGAAACAGAGACCUUUCGGUUACUGGCAAAACACUCUUUACUGCUAGCCUUCCUUUAUUAGUGUGGCUACGAAGUGGUUUUCAGAGGAUGCAGCGAUGGGGGAUAUGGGGAGAAGAUUGGAGAUUCAACAGCUGGAAUGUUGUGAUGUGAGGAAAAUGUCUGGAAACUAUGUGAACACAUCAAGACUCAAACGCAAAUACAUUUGGACGAAGUGUAUGCAGUCUUUAUAUCAAAUGAAAGAAAAAUGAUCCCAAUAUGGAAACAGAAGUCCAGUCGUGGAGAUGAACCUGUUGUUUGGGAUUAUCACGUUGUCCUACUUCAUCAGAAUCAGCAGGGACAGAGCUUUAUUUAUGACCAGGAUACAGUCCUGCCUUUCUCCUGUCCUUUCCAUGUUUACACUACAGAAGCCUUCCAUACAGAUCAUGGCCUUAAACCAGCUUUCUGGAGGAAGUUGCGAGUUAUUCCUGCAGAUACCUACCUGAAGAAUUUUGCCUCGGACCGGUCACAUAUGAAAAAUGCCGAUGGGACAUGGCGCAUGCCUCCACCGCUGUAUCCUUGUAUUGAAACAACAGACUCUAAAAUGAACCUGGAUGAUUUCAUCAGUAUGGAUUCCAAAGUGGGAUGUGGACAUGUAUAUGGUCUCUCUGAAUUCAUCAAACACUUUGCAGAAAAAUGAUGAUUGCUGGUUUGAAAUUAAUAUACAGAUUGGUGGUUACCUGCUGGAUAUUUUCUGCCUUUCUCAGCUCAAGACUACAGGGUCACAAUCCAGGAAAUAACAAUUCUCAAUGUUACGUUCCUUAUCCUGGUGGCAGAAGGAAGCCAUAAGAAUCGCCAGGAAUAUGUCUACGCCAUAAAUACAGAUGCCAUAAAAACUAAAUUAUUACACAUUGUAUAGUUAAAUUCAAACGAAGCAAACUGUACAGGGAUGAGUUGUGAAAUGUAUCUUAAUGUCAUUUAAAGCAAAUGAUGCAUUUGUCUGUGUGGAAAUGUUUUAUUUUGUGAGAUAAGCACAAGUUACAAGAUGUAAAUAAAAACAUGGGAGCUUUA
Molecule: messenger RNA, 1162 nt
Organism: Salvelinus fontinalis (brook trout)
Lineage: Eukaryota; Metazoa; Chordata; Actinopteri; Salmoniformes; Salmonidae
Gene: ntaq1
Product: N-terminal glutamine amidase 1
Exons: 6
Coding region: 360-791 (143 amino acids)
Cellular component (GO): nucleus; cytosol
Molecular function (GO): protein-N-terminal glutamine amidohydrolase activity; protein-N-terminal asparagine amidohydrolase activity
Source: RefSeq, a predicted model, not a curated record